This is a messenger RNA of Strongylus vulgaris, 2562 nucleotides long. Lineage: Eukaryota; Metazoa; Nematoda; Chromadorea; Rhabditida; Strongylidae. The record is from the annotation of a GenBank genome assembly.
AUGCAUAUGAAUAAAACGUUUGGGAUUCGAAUAGUCAAUAUGUUAGAAUUUGGCUUACCUGACCCACCGACGAACGUCCAAGCUGAGAACGGACCUCAAGCUGGCACCCUCCUUGUCUCGUGGACCCCUGUGACAAAUCAGCCAAAGCCACCGUCGCGAGCUGCCGUACAUUCAUAUUUGAUCUACGCCGACGGCAAGAACAUCGCUCAGGUGCCUUCGGCUACAGCAGUUCCAUCAUUCACAUGGACCUUUACAGCUGACCACGUUCUUUUGCGGCUAGCCGAUCUCUCAGACGAUCCUCCAAUUUUUAUCACCGUCCGUACGCGAACUCGGGAGGGAGCGGUUUCGUGCGAUUCAAACGUAGCUCGCGUACCUCGUGGCCCUCCCUUUGGAACUGCUUCUGACGGUCUGCUUCAGACAGCUCCUUUGUUAGAAAUGGCGCAGUCUUACCCGACCGGUCACUACGCUGCACCUCUUUCCGGACCACAGACUGCACCGUACACUGCCCCACCAAUGCUCACUUCCAUGCCCUUUCAAACUAAUCCACUUUCUUCGUACACUGCCUCAGCUAUUCAGGGAUACAAUAGUUUAGUCGGUAACGACCGGUUAUCUUCAGCCACAGCAGCAGCUCUAGGUAGUCAGGCGAUGGUUGGCACAAUGCCGGGGGCCAGCCAGCUACCCACCACAUCGCUGCCAAUGGCUGCGAUGGGUGUUGGUACGUUGCCAGGCGGCAUGAACGCUUCUGCCGGCACUCUACCGAUGUCCACGGCACUCGGCCCCACCUCCAUCGCAGGAGCGCUGCCGACAUCUCAGGGGACACUUCCAAAGUGGAAGACGUCACAAAUGAAGCAAUACUACACGUUUCAUCCUCGACUAAUCCGGGGCGAAGGAACAUCUGCAGACGAACCACGACCUUCUGUUCCCGAUAUGGAGAACAGUUACCUAUUACGACAUCGCCAAACGGAAUGGGCAGGGCAGUCUGAGUGGGCAGGACCGAUGGAUCCCCGAAUGAGGAUGGAAGCAUACGCUCGACAGUCUGCACGCGCAGGAAGUGCCGACGAUCGACCUCCGGCAAGGCAUAGGCUUGUUCCACCGCGAUUAGCCAGGGUUAAAAGCGAAAGUGGAUUUGGCACAAGAAGUGAGCCUGACUUACGUCCUCCAACACUUGAAGAUGACUGUCGAUGGUUUGUCGCUCUGUUCGACUAUUCACAUCACAUGUCGCCGAAUGCGAACGCUGAAGCAGACGAGCUAUCUUUUAGGAAGCAUCAAUUAAUUAAGGUAUACGGUGAAGUCGAUCCGGAUGGUUUUUACCAUGGACAGAUAGGUAAUCGUGUUGGGCUAGUUCCGUCCAACAUGGUUAUUGAGAUCGCUAAAGAUGAUCUACUACCGAGAAGGACGCGAUCAGAAGCGGUGCCAGCAGAACCAGCUUUACGAAGGAUGCGAUGGGGCUCAUUGAAGUCGCGCAGCUACGACCAUGCUGGAGACAGAAGGGUUCACGAUCGACCGCCUGCUUCCUCCCAUUUUGCUUCUCUCGACCGAAGAGAAAUUGAACGUAGGGAAGCAUCGGCCACGAGGGUGGAGCGAUACCGCAGGAGCAAUGGUCGAGACUAUGAAUACAGAAGGGACUACGACGAUCGGUAUAGGGACGCAAGAGACAUAAGGGAUCCCCGCGAAAUGCGUGAGCCUAGGGAAAUCCGUGAGCCGAGGGAUAUACGAGACUUGCGCGAGCCAAGAGAUGUACGCGAGCCUAGGGAUAUGCGUGAGCCAAGGGACAUGCGAGAGCCACGGGAUAUGCGCGAAUUCCGCGAUCCACGAUCCAUGCGUGACGAAUAUCACCGAGAUUACCGAGAUGAGGAAGAGUACCGAGGUGAGAAGUACCGGGACCGUGGCUACGAACGAGAAAGGGAGCGGGAAAGAGAGCGCGAAAGGGAUUUUGACCGCCGAGAUGAACGCAGAGAGGAUCGGCGCGAUCGGGAAGAACGGCGAGAAGAAAGGCGAGAGGAGCGAAGGGAAUACGAGCGACGUCAUGAAUACCCUCGUGAAGACAGAGAAGGCUACCGGAGAGAGCGCCGAGACGAGAGCUAUCGGGAAGAUCGCCAGUAUGAACCCUAUGCAGGACGGUACGAUCCCAAUGUAGCAGGACCUUCUGGAAUGGCUCCUGCUCAGGUACAGCAACAGCCGAUAGGGCAAGGACCUCAGAUGGCUCAACUAGCUCAUCAACUAGGCCAAAUGCAGAUGGUAGCGUCAGCGAUGCAGCCGACUCCCUCACAAAUGCCACAAGUUGCAGCUGCGCAAUAUGCAGGAAUGCAGCCCGGUGUGAUGCCUGAUACGGGUAUUAAUGGCGUGCCGACGAGGAAAAUGGUGGCCAAAUUCGACUACGAUUCUCGACAGCUAAGUCCAAAUGUGGACGCAGAACAGGUGAAAGCUAUACCGCUUUUAGAGGAUGUGCUGAUUCGGAUAAGUGCUUGUUACUUUAAGGUUGAAUUGUCCUUCCGACAAGGUGAUAUCAUCACGGUGUACGGUGAGAUGGACGAUGAUGGUUUCUAUAUGGGCGAACUAAAU